Molecule: messenger RNA, 841 nt
Organism: Punica granatum (pomegranate)
Lineage: Eukaryota; Viridiplantae; Streptophyta; Magnoliopsida; Myrtales; Lythraceae
Source: RefSeq, a predicted model, not a curated record
GAUGAGGAGACAUCCUGAGUACGUCAAAACCUCUCUCUCCCCCCUCCCAAACCGAACCCUUAUUUCUACUUCAACGGGAAAUUUCCAGUUUCUUGGACUAAAUUAGGGCUUUCUUGGACAAUUACUUUGAUCGGAAUAAGGUUCUUGAGCAGCCAUGUCGACGGGCAAUCCUCGGGAUGGCGACUUGCAGCUCGUGGCGGCACCGGAGACGGCCAAGUCGGUGGCGCUGCCGCCGCGCCCUCCGACAGCCGGCGGAGGUGCAUCCAACGCGAUCGUGGAGUACUCCGCGCCUGCUUUGCAAGAGGAACAGGAGGACUUGGAGGUUAAGCUUCGCCGUAUCAUAGAAAACGUUCCCGUGCGUGUUAGCAACACCUCCGGUAGCUCUGCUGGUUCCGGCUCCGGCGACUUUCACCAGUAUCGGCAGAUGCGGAGGAAAGAACAAGACAGGCUUGCGAGGAUGGACGUGGACUACCAGAAGAGGAAAGAAAUGGCUGAAUUUAUUCGGAGAAGGGAGGAGAGGCUUAAAGCAGCGGAGGACCGAACAGCAAAGAAGCGAUUGAAGCGCCAAAAGAAGAAGCAGAGGAAGAGGGAGAAGACGAGCAAGGUUACAGUCACUGCAGGAGGAGAGAACCUGAAAGAAGAAGAAGAGUCUUCCGAUGGCGGAGCAGAAUCUGAUGAUGCCAAUGUAACUCCGGGCUGAAUACCCUUUUUUAACUCGAUAAAUCAAGCAUCAGAAGGUUUUGUUAGAGCUCUUUCUGAAUACUCCCUCUCUCCUCGAAUAUUACGGCCUGUAAUUGUUCAAUUUAGUAUAAAGCUGUCGGUUUACCCUUUUAUAAACUGA